Anneissia japonica is the source of this 495-nucleotide messenger RNA. Its product is annotated as transmembrane protein 229B-like. The transcript has a single exon. NCBI's taxonomy places the organism in Eukaryota, Metazoa, Echinodermata, Crinoidea, Comatulida, Comatulidae. Bases 1 to 495 code for a protein of 164 amino acids. The record is from RefSeq and is a predicted model, not a curated record.
AUGUUUGACAACGGUGCGCUUUCUAUAUGGGUGCGGUUAUACAUCUACGCAAUACAUGGAUACUUCACAGAAAUAAUGUUCACGGCAGGAUGGGAGUUUGUAGUCAAUAUGAACCCAAAGUUCCCAGGUGUAACAAGCGUGUGGUCUUUGUUCAUCUAUGGCAUCUCUAAUUUGGUCAUUGAGCGAAUGUACAUUAAAUUAAAAGACACGAUAAGCUUACCGAUACGGCUGAUCAUCUACACCCUUUGGAUUUACAUGUGGGAGUUCUCGACCGGCCUGGUUCUACGACAGUUCAACGCUUGUCCGUGGGACUACACUCCAUUUGAGUGGGAUUUCUUCGGGCUUGUAACCUUAGAGUACGCCCCUGCGUGGUUGCUUGGCGUCUUCCUCUCGGAACAGGUCCUUAUCAAACAGACGCUACGUCUUUGCUUCUCUGAUGAUGAGGCUGUGGGGCAAAAGACGCACAAUGGACAGCUAAAGAAUAAACUACUAUAA